This is a messenger RNA of Strongylocentrotus purpuratus (purple sea urchin), 2931 nucleotides long. RefSeq names its product proton-coupled folate transporter. Gene Ontology annotation, biological process: transmembrane transport. Gene Ontology annotation, cellular component: plasma membrane. The coding region runs from base 1198 to 2736 and encodes 512 amino acids. Gene Ontology annotation, molecular function: transmembrane transporter activity; catalytic activity. The transcript is spliced from 9 exons. The record is from RefSeq and is a predicted model, not a curated record. NCBI's taxonomy places the organism in Eukaryota, Metazoa, Echinodermata, Echinoidea, Camarodonta, Strongylocentrotidae.
UUCUUCUUCCUUGGUAUACAUACAAAACGAGGAGGGUGAGGGAGUACCGUCCGCAGCCUGGCCGUCAGCACUGUUACUUUUAGUUUUACUCUUUAUUGUUGGUUGCAUGAGUCUUGAUUGCAGAAAAAGUUGGUUGCAUAUUGUAUAGCUUAUACUUUAUACAGUAUGCUUUUAAUACACAGUAACAGAAACACAUGUUACAAAUGUGAAAUAGUACUUAUAGGCUUCUAUAAUCUUAAGAAGAAAUUUGAAUUUACGAGGCUUGAUUUGGGGAUCUCUCAGCUACUCAACUUCUUAUAUAAUACCGUGAAUGAAUUAUCCACGGCCACUACGUCGGAGCCUGCAUAGACACGUACUACUACGCUUGGCCAAGCGUAUCUACUACUAGUCAUACAGUCCAAGCUAGCUGAUGCAUUGGCAUUGCUGUGUAACACAAACUUUGAAAUCAACUGCUUACGCAAAGAACAGAUCAAGCCAGACUUAAAUGCCAAGUACUCACAUCUAUGCAAACCUGCCACACCUUGAGUCAGUACUUAUUUGGCGAUGACUUAACAAAAAGAGUCAAAGAUCUUACAGGACAACAAAAAGCUGCAUCUGGCAUGGUGCGUGGACAACGUACACCCCGUCCCCAGUACCAUCCGUACAGGACGCAAGCGUCCAGCAUUUUUCAAUACCGCAGACAAGGAUGGAAGCGUGCCACCGGCACAUCACAAACUUUUCCAAGUAGCAGGCCCGCAAAUGGGAACUACGACAGGCCUUUUUUAGGCCAGCGAACCCAACGAGGCAGACCAUACAUAGCUCCGCCUCACACCCAGACAAUGAGCAUGGGGAAACAGACCCAAUCCUUCCAGCGGCCACAGGCAGCAAGGAGGAAAUAGCUACACCAUUACCCAAAGAGGUUAUGCGGCAACACUUUGAGAAUUGGGGACUUAGCAGAAAAAAAGUGGAUAUCAUUACAGCUUCAUGGAGAGCAUCAACCUGCAAGCAGUACCAAGUGUACAUCACACAGUGGCGAAGAUUUUGCCACAGCAGGAAUACGAGUUACCUCCAAGCCGAGGUGGAAACGGUAUUAGAAUUCCUUAGUAGUUUAUUCCAUGACAGGAACAUUAGCUACAGUGCGAUCAAUACAGCUCGUAGCGCUUUAUCCACAGACAAUUCUCAAGGAAGUACGCUUCACGAUUUUCUGAUAGAUUAGUCAUGGCAGGAAAGGAAAAGAGGGACACUUUUGAGGAUGACGAGGCUGAAGACUUGAUGGACUGUACAUCUCAAGAAAGACCGGCGGCCAUGACAGAGCCUAUCAUCAAAGAAUCAGAAUGUGGACGGGAUCGGGCACGUCGGCGUUGGGUUACCGUUGAGUUCAUUGUGAUCCUCGUUGCGGCUAGCUAUGGGGGUAUGGCCACACUCUCAGGACAGUACAUCAGACAGCGUGUAAGCUUAGAUCUCUAUGGCAACACAACGCAAUCGAACGGUUCACAAUGUAAUCAAGGCAAUGCUACUAUGGAAAUAGAAGAGGAAAUACAGAAGAUCACAUCAAAGUGGACUCUUUAUCUUUGUACUUGUGCUGCACUUCCAAGUAUCUUCUCUACUUUGAUCAUCGGUUCGCUCAGUGAGCGGUACGGUAGAAGAAUGCCUAUCCUCUUACCGUGUAUAGGAUUCCUAGGUCAGUGUGUUGGGCAGCUCUGUGUUGUUUAUCUCUGUCUUCCUCUGAGUUACCUACUGUUUGUGAAUGUGUUCUGUGGUCUUUGCGGAGGCAUGUCUUUGUUUAUGGCUGGGUGCUUUGCGUACAUCACUGAUAUCACGACGGAGAAACAACGGAUGGUGAGAAUCGUCAUCGUGGAGAUUCUCGCAUUUGCUGGUAUAGGAGCAAUGCAGAUCGGCUUGGGAUACAUGAUCAAGUCACUUGGUUUUGGGCUAAGCCUUUGGAUGCCAUUCACUGCCAUGGUCCUGAGUCUUAUUAACGCUGGAAUACCAUGGCUCCUCAUAGAAACUAUUGUUCCCAAGUCAAAAGAAGAGCGGAGAGAUUUGGCUGAAGUUCUCAGAGACAUCAUUAAUCUAUUUCGUGUAAAAACAGAUAAUCGCCUGUACCUCCUGCUGAGCAUGUUUGCUAUGACUCUUCUAGUUGGUAUCGUGAUCCAAGGUGGGAUUCCGAUCACCAUGCUCUAUGGACAAGGACAACCCUUUUGCUGGGACUCAGUAACUAUUGGAUUCUAUAUUACUACUUCACUAGCUAUACCAGGCAUUGGUACAGUAAGUGGAGCCGGCAUCUUCCAAUGGUGCAAACUUGGCUACCUGUGGAUAAUACAGAUCUCUAUCUUGAGUUGUCUAGCUAAUACUCUAGCGUUAGCAUUCACCUACGUCAUUCAAUCGACUAUUUUCAUCUUUGCAAGUUCUUUUCUAGGAUUGUUCAGGCUCCUUGGGGUUCCUGUCAUACGUACAUUCCUCUCAGCAGUCGUGCAGGAACAUGAACAUGGAGCAUUGUUUGCUUUGCUUGGUGUAUUGGAUGGUCUGUGUAGCUUUCUUGCCUUACCAAUCGUGAAUGGAGUAUACUACAGUACUAUCGAUGUAUUAUCAACUGCAGUCUUCUUCUUCAUGUCUGCUUUAUUAUUCAUCUCUAUUAUCAUUACAGGUGCCCUACAAUGCAGGGGAUUUGGAAGAGAAAAUAGAAAUCGCCCUCUAUCAGUCCAUGCAGACAUUAAUGAUGAAACGGGGCUUCUACCACCAGAGAAUGAUCAGUAGAUGGAGCAUUUAUUCCCUCUGCAUUUUCAAAUUUGAAAUGAUUUGUCAAUUAUGUGGUUUUUGUAUUUAAUGGAUUGUUCUAUGAUAUGAUAAUGUUUUGUUAAUUUUUUUAACUAAUAUAUAGUUAUUAGUUUGUAUAUUACUUAUUAUAAUGAAGAAUGCGGGAAUAAAAUAAAACAAACAAAAACGGAAAAA